This is a messenger RNA of Coregonus sp. 'balchen', 2248 nucleotides long. The record is from the annotation of a GenBank genome assembly. NCBI's taxonomy places the organism in Eukaryota, Metazoa, Chordata, Actinopteri, Salmoniformes, Salmonidae.
AUGGGCGUGGAGGAGGAAUGUACGUUACAUCCCAUGACCGACGCAAUCAUAAACCUCACUGCUGGGGCAGCAGGCAAGUAAAAUCUUUAAUUACUUAAAUUGCCUACCAUCGCCUACUUUUCCAUAGAUUUAACUUGAUGACUCUUGAUUUACACAUGUACAACACAAGGUUGGUUUUGUUGUUCAAUAGAAACAUCUAGUGAAUGAUGCAGCUGGACAGGAUGGCUCUCAUUCAGCAAAUGUAAAUGUUUUAACCAUGAACAUAGAGUGGAAGAAAAGGUUGAGGUCCUUCAUGGUGACAUUGGAAAUCUCUCCUCUCACAUAGGGGGUGUUGCGUGUGUGCUGAGCGGUCAGCCCUUUGACACGGUCAAGGUGAAGAUGCAGACGUUCCCCAGUCUGUACCGUGGCUUCCUGGACUGUUCCCUGAAGACGUACCGCCACGAUGGGCUCCGGGGGCUCUACCAGGGAAGCGUGCCUGCUCUUCUGGCCAACGUGGCAGAGAACGCUGUGCUCUUCGCCUGCUACGGGACCUGCCAGCAGCUCACCAGGAGAGUCUUUGGGCUGGAGAAAGUGUCUCACCUCAGGUUGGCAACAGAAGAUCUUUGUCUAACCAUUCUCAUCUCAUCCCUCUCCCCUUCACCAUGUGUCUGGCUGAGUGCUUACGAAUGCAAAGCGGUCUUUUCAUCUUGCUGCUGUUUCUCUUUUCUCUCAUAUAUAACAUCUUUGUCACAGUGACCUGCAGAAUGCCCUGUCUGGGUCCCUGGCGUCUGUCUUCUCCUCGCUGGUUUUGUGUCCCACAGAGCUGGUCAAGUGUCGCAUGCAGGCCGUGCAUGAGAUGAGGAUGGUGGGGAAGACCUCCCUGGCGUCACACAUGUAAGCAUCGCAACUGUUCUCCAGUGGUCUUAUAUGGACAGUACAACGGGAUCAUGUUGUCAUUGUGGUUCAACACUAUUGACAAAUAGUACACGUGGGUGGGAGGUCAUCUCUUAUUGCGUAUCUUGCUCAAACCCUGUGCAAAAACAUGUGUAGUUUGUAUAUGAAAUAUAUCUUAGGAAAACCAUAAUACCGUACAUACUCGAAAGCACAUUAUGCACAAUGUAUAAUGCACAAGUAAGACGUUGUGCAAUGUAAUAAUAGAUGAUGUGUUUGGCUGUAUUCUGGUGCACUUUCCCCUGUCUCUCCUUCUCCCAGUUCCACCUGGUCAGUGGUGAGGGACAUAUUGAAGACGGAUGGUCCUCAAGGCCUCUUCCAGGGCAUGACUAGCACCUGGCUCAGAGAGGUGCCUGGAUACUUCCUCUUCUUUGGGGGCUAUGAGAUCUGCAGAACCCUCUUUACAAAGCCUGGCCAGUCCAAGGAUGAGUUGGGUGAGUCCAUUCCUUAUGACUCCACUGAAGGGAUUCAUCUUCUCAUUUAGCUAUUCAGCAAACUCCAUAUUAGAUAGAUGUCUAUGGUAUAGCUUUACACAACUGAUUUUAUUGUCUGUUUUUGUCUUUGAUAGAUGCUGUCCCGCUGUUAAUCAGUGGAGGAGUUGGGGGGGCUGCCUUUUGGUUGGCAGUGUACCCCAUUGAUUCAGUCAAAUCCAGAAUCCAGGUUCUAUCUAUGUCAGGCAAGCAGGCUGGGUUUAUCAGAACACUGCUCUGUAUCAUAAGGACAGAAGGUGAGAACAUACUCUUCCACAUUCUUUUUCAUAAUCUGAUUCUAUACCCCAGGUCUUCUAAACUGCAGGGAUUCUGUCAAUCUCAAAUGUGUUCAUCAGUAAACUUCUGAUUGAGUUAUUGCCAUAUAAUUUGCUUAUUUACUCAUGUUGGCAGCUUUCUUUUCCAGAUAACAGAAAUUAAUUAACUCACUAGCUACAGAAGAUUAGGAUUGUCCCUCAUAGUGGAGGCUGCUGAGGGGAGGACGGCUCAUAAUAAUGGCUGGAGCGAAUGGAAUGGCAUCAAACACAUGGAAACCACGUGUUUGAUGUAUUUGAUACCAUUCCACUUAUUCCACUCCAGCCGUUACCAUGAGGCCGUCCUCCCCAAUUAAGGUGCCACCAACCUCCUGUGGUGCCUCAGCUUUGUAGUUUGAGCCCCUUUAGAGUUCACAUGUAUGGGCUUGAUGAUGUAUUGCCUCUGUUCCAGGUGUUCCUGCUCUGUAUUGUGGUCUAACCCCUACCGUCCUGCGGGCCUUCCCCUCCAACGGAGCUCUAUUCCUGGCUUAUGAGUGGACCAGAAGAACCCUCCUCAACCACACAUCUACAGCCUGA